Labrus mixtus (cuckoo wrasse) is the source of this 3411-nucleotide messenger RNA. RefSeq names its product POU class 2 homeobox 3 (gene pou2f3). The transcript is spliced from 13 exons. Gene Ontology annotation, molecular function: DNA-binding transcription factor activity, RNA polymerase II-specific; RNA polymerase II cis-regulatory region sequence-specific DNA binding. Gene Ontology annotation, biological process: regulation of transcription by RNA polymerase II. The record is from RefSeq and is a predicted model, not a curated record. Gene Ontology annotation, cellular component: nucleus. The coding region runs from base 169 to 1362 and encodes 397 amino acids. NCBI's taxonomy places the organism in Eukaryota, Metazoa, Chordata, Actinopteri, Labriformes, Labridae.
GGCAGCAGAGGAUGCACUGCAGAGGUGAGUGUUUCAUCACUUAGGAAAAUGCUGAUGAGCAGCUGUGGAUUUCUGAAACUUUUUAUCCCAACACUAACUUCAUUUUGAAAAAUCAAGGAGAAGGAGAGCAGCUUGAGCAACACUUAUUUAUUAGUCUGAGAUAUUAAGAUGAGUGCAGACACGGUGGAGCAGUCGGACGGUCAAGCUGAUCAGGCAGAGCACAACGGGAUCGACUUCAAUCGACAGAUUAAGACCGAGGACAUCAACGAUCUACAUCAUUCAGCCGCCACGCUGAAGACAUGUCCCCUCACACAGAGCUCUCCGAUGCCGGGAGGUCAGCUAACAGGGGAGCUCACCUCUCUCCACACCAUGCAGCAGCUGGUUCUGAUGUCACCGUCCCACCUGUCGUCCUCCUCCCCCUUCCUGCUGUCCCAGAGCCCCACCAGCCACCAAGCCCUUCUGCAGCAGAACCUGUUGUCACUCCAGGGUCAGGGUCAAACCAGUCUCCUCCAGCACCAGCCUGGACUGGCUCUGACUCCACAGGUUAUGAGUCGCUCUGGUCUGGCAGGACCGUCUAUGGAGAACCACAUGGACAUGUCCCACCUGCAGAUGCCCAAACACAUGUCAGUCCCACCGCAGGAUGAACCCAGUGAUCUGGAAGAACUGGAGCAGUUUGCAAAAGCGUUCAAGCAGAGACGCAUCAAGCUGGGCUUCACUCAGGGAGAUGUGGGCCUUGCUAUGGGAAAACUGUACGGGAAUGACUUCAGCCAGACUACAAUUUCUCGCUUCGAGGCUCUCAACCUCAGCUUCAAAAACAUGUGCAAGCUCAAACCUCUGCUGGAAAAAUGGCUGAGCGACGCAGAGAACUCACCUUCAGACUCGAUGAGCAACACCAACUCUCUGCCUCCCCUGAUCGAGGGCUACGGGCGCAAACGGAAAAAGAGGACAAGCAUUGAAACAAACAUCAAGAUGACUUUGGAGAAACGUUUCCUUGAUAACCCCAAGCCCAACUCGGAGGAGAUCACCCUGAUCUCAGAGCAGCUGUCCAUGGAGAAGGAGGUGGUCCGGGUUUGGUUCUGUAAUCGGCGUCAGAAGGAGAAGAGGAUCUACUGCCCCGUGUCCAGUUUAUCGGUGAAGUCACACAGCUAUAACUCCAGAAUGGCGUCAGCUUCAAGAUCCUACAGUCCUCUGGCUUCAGGUGGAGUUUCAUCAAAUUCAUCUCCAAAUAGUGUAAGCCGUGAAGCGUCUCCUAACAGCCUGUCUGCAGCCUCAGUGUCAUUAGCGUCUCACGUCAACCCAGCCUCCUACAGCACAUCGGGGUCCUGGUACCGGGCAUGGAAUCCGGCCACCUACCAUCACUGAGACGCUUGAACUGUAUCAUAUCAAGCCUUUGAAGCUUUUUUUUUGUGUUUGUUUGAGAAGGAUGCCCACUUACACCCAAGAUGUGACGGAGUAACACGACGUUCCCUGUUAUGAACAGGGUCACCACCUACACGCUUUAAACCUUAAAGGGACGUAAAAACACAUAACAGCAGCACAAGCAGACGACUGCGACACACUGCUGUAAACACAGACGCUCAUACACGAGACCAAACGGCCUCGAACUGUUUGAUUUGUGCUCAUGUGACUCUUUACACAAAACAUGAAGAACAGACAGAAAAACACACACAUGACAGAUAUUAUUCACACUGAUGGGAAUGUUAAAGCAUGUUUACGUUUUUUGUUUUUUUUCUUCAAAGUUGAGGUUGAAAUAACCUGUUUGAAUGUUGAAGGAGUUAGGUUUAGAUUCACUCAUUUGUGUGCCAAGCUGUUCUUAACGCCACGUUUAUGCUGCACUACAAUGAAACAGUUAUUAUAUAUUUGUAUGCUCAUGUUAUGGCUUAUGUGGUGUGUAGUGAAUUUGAUGCAACCCUUAGUUGUGUACUGCUAGCCUGCCUAAAUAAAUAAGCAGUCGAAACAAUAAAUCUUUAAUCUGAACAUUCAUGACUGGUGCAAAAAGUACCUUAAAACUAACCUUUUAUAAGUUAAAAGAAAAGCUUCUGAUUUGCUUAUUUUAUCUUCAAAAAGCAUGAAUCUGUUUUAUUAAAACUCUGGUUUAGUUAAUAUUAUUAUCAGAUUUUAUGCAAGACAAACAAACGUUGUCUUACCAUAUUGAGAUCUGGGAACAUGGACACAACAAUGAGACGGGGCGAGAAACAGGCUGUUCAAACUGUUUUGUAUUUGUGUGUUUUCUUUAUAAUUAUUUCACAUAAAUGUUACUUAGCAUUUAAAUAUUCACAAACCUGAUGACUCAAAUGAGAUUUUGUUUUGUAGUGUUUGUCAAGAGUAAUAAAGAAUGUUUUUUAAAGCUCCUGUGAGCAACUUUUGGGAUGUGUGGAUUCUGGCGCCCCCUGUGGACAAAAGGGGUAAUGAUUUAUGUCGGGUACAUGCGCAAGUAAAGUUUUACUUCCAAAGAAUCUCAACCUGAUUGAUUUUAAAUGUCUAAAUGUGCAAAUCAAUAUGAAUUCUUGGCAUGGGAUUUUUUUUGUUUUAAUCGCCUUGUUACACGUCUACAGGUGUAAAAACAUUUAUAACUUUGUAGAAUCAUCAGUCAUUUUCACCUCCUCAAAGGAGCUUUAAGUUAAAAUUGUCAAAUUAGUCCAAUGUUUAUACGUAGCAUUCUACUUUUUCUGAUGCUUUCGAGAAUUCUAGUUUGGAGCUCCCACUUUACUUUCAAUGACCAUCAUUAGAGUAUAAACUUAACUGCUGUUCUGAAAGGAGAAACAGAAAGAUGGAAACCCUGCUGUCAUACACUUCUCCCGUCAACACAACACUGCAAUGUAAUAACAAUGUUUCUCUAAGAAUAUCUGGGUUUUUGUACAAAUUUAGUGUCUUGAUUUGAUGAAUUGUAAAGAUGUGGAUUAAAACGCUUAUUUUCAGGGAGACUCUGGUCUUAGGAAAGAAUCAAGUGUCACAGCAUUAUGCAUCCUAAAAAUGAAAAAACUUGUUGAGUGAAUAGUGGAAGAAGAGAAUAGAGAAAGGUGUUAUGUCCACUUUGCAACAUUUGAGACUGCAGUGACAGUAAAAAAUAACAGAAUAUCUCCUUUCCCUCUCCUGUGAUUGUGAAAAGAUGAGAGCAAAUGUCGACCUCUACUGGUCCCAACCAGAGCUGAUGAUGGAAACUAUCUUUUGUUCACUUUCUCAUGAUGGUUCCUGAUAAAGAUUAGAUGUCAGAAUACUCUUUAAGUUUGUUUGUUAUUGGACCUUUUAUUUAAAUCUGUGUUUUUUGGAUCCAUUGUAUAUUUUAUGUAAUUUCAGACAUGUUUGCAGUGGUACCAAAGUCUUUCGUUCUAAGGUGUUAAAGCAAGUACUUCUUAAGGUUAAUGACUUUUUACUGAUGUAAUUAAAGCUGAAGGUGACUUCAUCCUCUAA